AUGGAUGUGCUAGACGAAAAUGAAGCCCUACAGCAGUUCUUUGAAGAUUUUCAAUUUUCCUUUGCAGCUCAGGGAGCCAGUGGUACUCUGGAGAACCCAGCCCUGGAUACGAGUCUGCUUGAAGAAUUCUUGGGCAAUGACUUCGAUUUAGGAGCCUUGCAACGGCAGCUCCCUGACACCCCGCCCUAUUCUGCAUCGGACCCACGCUCUCCCCCACAGGUCAAAGGCGCGUGCUGCGGGACCCCGAGGCCUGCAGCGGGCAGGAUGCCCGCCACCUUCCUGCACUCCAUCACCACCACCACCACCACCACACCGGGGGUGCCGCCUGAGCACCCACCGCAGAGCGUGUCCAGCCAAACCCACAGCAGCUUUCACAACGGCUACCUGGACUCCAGACCCCCCGCCACCCCCCGCCACCAAACCGGGCCUUCCCAUCUGGGCAUGAGUUGCCCUUACCGUCAGCAGCCUCUGUACCACGUUCCUGGAGCCUCGUUGCCUCCGACAAAGAAGAGAAAGCAUGCGCAGAUCCGAGAGGACUCCGGGGAUGGCCGCGUGUGGGCCCACCACUUCAGUCCAAUGACAAGUAGGACUCACGGCAUUGACGUGCAGGACCAUGACCGAGAGGGACACAAUGGGAUGCCUGUGGACCAAUGCUCCCCUGCUCUGAAGUGGCAGCCGUACCAAAGUGUUCCUUGGCACAGCUUAUUAAACAGUCAUUAUGAGAAACUGCCUGAUGUGGGCUAUCAAGUGGUGACGGACAAAGGAUUCACCUUCUCGCCAGUAGAUGAAGCUUUUGUUUGUCAAAAGAAGAACCAUUUCCAGAUAACUAUCCAUAUCCAAGUCUGGGGAAGUCCGAAGUUUGUUAAAACCCAAACGGGCCUUCAGCCAAUAGAAAUGUUUUACUUGAAAGCUUUUGGAAUUAAGGUAGAAGCCACUAAUCAAGUGAUUGCUAUUGAACAGUCCCAAGCAGAUAGGAGCAAAAAGACUUUCGAUCCUGUUAAAAUUGACCUCCUGACUGACCAGGUUACCAAAGUGACGCUGGGACGGUUACACUUCAGCGAAACCACAGCCAACAACAUGAGAAAGAAGGGGAAGCCAAAUCCCGACCAGAGAUACUUCAUGUUGGUGGUCGGACUGUAUGCUGCUAAUCAGGACCAGUUCUACCUGUUGGCUGCUCACGUAUCUGAAAGGAUCAUUGUUCGGGCCUCUAACCCUGGGCAGUUUGAAAAUGACAGUGAUGCAUUGUGGCAGCGAGGACAAGUUCCAGAAGCCGUCAUCUGUCACGGUCGAGUAGGAAUAAACACAGAUGCACCUGACGAAGCCCUGGUUGUCUGUGGCAACAUGAAAGUGAUGGGAACCAUCCUGCAUCCCUCUGACAGCCGGGUGAAGGAGAAUAUCCAGGAGGUUGACACAAACGAACAGCUGAGAAGAAUAGCCCAGAUGAGGAUUGUUGAAUAUGACUACAAGCCGGAAUUUGCAUCUGCCAUGGGGAUAAACACGGCCCACCAAACAGGAAUGAUUGCCCAAGAGGUGCAAGAGGUCCUGCCCAGAGCCGUAAGAGAGGUUGGGGACGUCGCGUGUGGAAAUGGGGAGACGCUGGAGAACUUCCUCAUGGUGGAUAAGGACCAGAUCUUCAUGGAGAACGUAGGCGCCGUGAAACAGCUUUGCAAACUGACCAACAACCUGGAAGAACGGAUCGAGGAGUUAGAAAUAUGGAACAAAAGGCUGACCAGGUUAAAACGCCUCAGCAGCAGCUGGAAGUCCUCUGUCAGUGAAGCCAGUUCAAGCAGCAAAUUUAGCAGAGCUGUUAGUACCUCUCCUCCAAGAAGGGCCAUUUCCAAAAAGCCCAACAAGGUGUCCUUUUCAGGGAGGAAACAGUCCUGCCCCAACUGGGUUUUCCAGACACUGGUUAUAGCUUUAAUUGCUGUAAUGACGUUUUGCGCCCUGACGAUAGUCGCCCUUUACAUACUUAGCUUAAAGGAUCAAGACCGACGCUCCCCAAAUCUCCCUCUAAGCAAUAUUACCAGUUCUCCAGAGCCGACUCUGCCGUCCACAGCUUCCCCCUCAGCUCCUCACACAACCUUGGCGACCACACAGACCUCCCCUCAAGUGCCUGAAAUCACUUUCUGUGAGAUCCUGACGUGUCAGGAAACUUACUGCUGCCCCGUGUGGGGACCACGAACGUUAUUUUCAAGUCCUGCACAGAGACUAUUGGCAGCAGAGAGAGAAAUCCAUCAGAGAGAGCGGGCAGAAGACAAAAGCAAAUCAUUCCUGGCAAGAGAUGCGCUUAUCAGCCCUGACUGGGAGAGCGACUGGAUUGAUACAACCAUUGCUUCUAUUCAGAUUAUGGAAAUCCAGCAAAUGAUAGACCGUCGGUAUUGCAGCAGGAUGCUCCACUGCGGGUCUGGUCUUUAUAAUUAUAAUAUUCCUGUUAAUAAGAACACACCCACCAACGUCAAAUUCUCUCUGGAAAUCAACACAACCGAGCCACUGAUAAUCUUCCAAUGCAAAUUCACCGUUGGGAACAUAUGUUUCCACAGUCAAAGGGAAAGAACCCAGAGCCACAGAGAGGACGCCCAGAUGACGCAGGGCUAUCGGCACAUUUGGAGACUCCCCGUGGCCCCGUUCUCCGACAGCGCCUACCACUUUCGAGUCGCGGCACCAGAUCUAGCGGACUGUUCGACGGAUCCUUUUUUUGCUGGGAUUUUCUUCACAGAUUACUUCUUUUAUUUCUACCGACGCUGUAACUAAUUUAUUCAAGCGUGAGGACUUUACCAAAGAGAAGCACGCAGGAACACAGUUAACAGAAACUGGCAUUUCCUCUCACAACUUCUUUGACCUUUCUGUAAAGCACUCAUAUAUUUUUGCUGAAGGAAUCCUUCAGGUUUGGCUUCCAGUGGUUUUCAGACUUGAUGAGAAUAAAGCGUUUGCCA
Peromyscus californicus insignis is the source of this 2933-nucleotide messenger RNA. RefSeq names its product myelin regulatory factor like (gene Myrfl). The transcript is spliced from 25 exons. Gene Ontology annotation, molecular function: sequence-specific DNA binding; DNA-binding transcription factor activity. Gene Ontology annotation, cellular component: nucleus; endoplasmic reticulum membrane. The record is from RefSeq and is a predicted model, not a curated record. Gene Ontology annotation, biological process: protein autoprocessing; positive regulation of DNA-templated transcription. NCBI's taxonomy places the organism in Eukaryota, Metazoa, Chordata, Mammalia, Rodentia, Cricetidae. The coding region runs from base 1 to 2751 and encodes 916 amino acids.